UGUAAAUACCAUGUCAGCUGAUUCUCACCCAGCAUCACCCUGACCAACGCUCAUGCAGUCCACUGCAGCGUAGAAAGUGUUUGUACUGCAGGUAUAAACAGAUCGAGUUUGGUGUUAUGCUGCCGAGACAAAAAUUUGGCGAGGAGCCACUACAUCUUCAUGGCGGCAGAAAUACAUCCCAAACCACAGGCACGGAAACCUGUCCUUCUCUCCAAAAUCGAGGCUUCUCAAGAUGUGGUGAACACGGCAGUCAUAAUUCCGAAAGAAGACGGGGUUAUCAGCGUGUCUGAAGACAGGACAGUCCGGAUAUGGAUGAAGAGAGACAGUGGUCAGUACUGGCCGAGUGUCUACCAAUCUAUGCCAGCUCCCUGCUCCUGCAUGUCCUUUAACCCGGAGACCAGGAGGCUUUCAGUGGGUAUGGAGAGUGGAACAGUGUCAGAAUUCAUUGUGUCCGAAGACUACAACAAGAUGACCCCAACAAAGAGUUACCAGGCUCAUCAGGGCAGAGUAACAGUGGUCCUGUUUGUCCUGGAGAUGGAAUGGGUCCUCAGCACUGGCCAAGACAAAAAUUUCACCUGGCACUGUUCAGAGAGCGGCCAGCGACUGGGCGGUUACCGGACUACUGCAUGGGUCUCUGGACUUCAAUUUGACGUGGAGACGAGGCAUGCCUUUGUGGGUGACCACUCUGGUCAGGUGACCAUCCUGAAAGUGGAGCAGGACAACUGCAGCUUAGUCACCACCUUUAAAGGGCACACAGGCAGUGUCACAGCCCUCUGCUGGGACCCGGUCCAACGUGUCCUCUUUUCCGGGAGUUCCGACCAUUCCAUCAUUAUGUGGGACAUCGGCGGCCGGAAGGGCAUGGCCAUCGAGCUGCAGGGGCACAAUGAGAAGGUCCAGGGGCUGUGCUAUGCGCCACACACCCGCCAGCUGAUCUCCUGCAGCUCAGACGGGGGUAUCGUCAUCUGGAACAUGGACGUUACACGGCAAGAGACCCCUGAGUGGCUGGACAGUGACUCCUGUCAGAGGUGCGAGCAGCCCUUCUUCUGGAACUUCAAGCAGAUGUGGGACAGCAAGAAGAUCGGCCUGCGGCAACACCACUGCAGGAAGUGUGGUCAAGCCGUGUGUGGGAAGUGCUCCUCCAAGCGCUCCACCAUACCGCUCAUGGGCUUCGAGUUUGAAGUGCGGGUGUGUGACAGCUGCCACGAGUCCAGCACUGAUGAGGACCGGGCUCCCACUGCAACAUUCCAUGACAGCAAGCACAGCAUUGUUCACAUGCACUAUGAGCCCACCAGAGGCUGGCUGCUGACCUCGGGGACUGACAGGGUCCUUAAGUUGUGGGACAUGACUCCAGUGGUAUCCUGAGGGUCCCUGUUGCCAGGGGCAACAUUGAGCCACGUCUGUCGAGAAGAGGUCACAUUGUGUACCAUCAUCCUGAGAGGAAGAAGACACAGCUGCAAGAGCAACAACCAAGUCACAUCCAACCACUGUCAGAGCAACAUCCCAGUCAGGUCUAACCAACAUCAGAACAGCUUUACUCAGCUGAGUGCCACCUGGUCCCACUCUCCCAUCUCCUGACAUAGCGUCUCUGAGACACUGCUCCCUCCCGUAGCAAAAGGAAUAGUCAGACAGUAGCUUUUUACAGAGGACACAUUUAGGCCAAUGACAAGGAUUUUUGGUUGGCAACCUGCACACAGAUGAAGUAACUAAUUUUGCCACCCUUCUCCCAUGUUGUCCCUAGAGUUACAGUCAUAGACUUUCCUUAAGCUACACCCAGAGGGACAGCUCAUUUUCUUCAUUGUUCUUGAAAAGUACAAGUCUCCCAAAUCCAAAAUCAACUCUUAAUGUCCAAAACAAAUGUCACUGCAUCAUUAAAUAGUAUCUGUAGAGUCAUACUAUUUUGGAAACUUUUCAAAAAGCACUGUCUUUGUUUAUCGAAAGGCAAAGAUGUUCAUUUGAAAUGAGCUUUUCUCUCUUAUAUAGCACAGUCCCACAAAACAGAAGGAAAAAGCCUCAAUGAUACAGGGAAACAUUCUUCAAUGUUAAUAAUUUUAUUCAAUAAAAUCCAUCCCAAAUCAAGUCACUAGCCACCAAGACCACCACCUCUAAAGACCUGUGGAAAAGGGGCUAAAGUGAACUGAUCAGCCUUUCUAAUGAGAGGCAGGGAUCAUAAACUUGUGGCCUUUGACUAACCCAAAAGCCUUUCGGUUCUUGUGGAAAUUCUGCAGUAAGUUGAAGUGCCACUGCUGUGAUAAUGACUAUGUCAUUUGCCCGUUUGCACCUCAAUUAAUCAGGUCUUAGUGAGGGUAAACCUUAUAUAUAAUCUAUUCUGUACUCAGCCUUGCACUUCACGUGCUACUAAGUAUAUAUUACUGAUGACAGAACACAGUCUAGCAUUCUUACAUUUUUCCUUGUUUUUAUUUGCAUACGGUUAGUUAAAUUCACGUGAGCUCAGAAUGGCAUUUGAAAACUGAUUUCUUGAACUUUAUUUGUCAAAAAUAUAAAUGUAAUGACAGAUAAUUUUUACAGUUACUAUAGCCAUAAUAUGGCCACCAUCAUUAGACAGUGUUUUUUUUGGACAGUGUGUAUUAGAAGUAGGAGAAAGGGAAAAACAUGCAUUUAUUAAUUAUGUAACAGCCAAUUAUAAUUAUAAUAUUAAUAUUUAUUGAAUAUCUCUAUAGGGGCCAGUUUGCACAGCUUAGCAUGAAUGGAUUUUUCCCCACACACAUUUAUCUGGUGGUGGUGAAAGAGUUGCCUCAAUCCCUCAUGAUGAGGUACAGUAUGCAGUCUCCAGCAGUCUUGGCUGGAUUAUUGUGUAUUCCUCAGUCUUCUCACGCUGGAAUGUGUGAGAAUGCAGUUAAAUACAUUCCAUUUUGAACAUAUUGAAGAAUUGCAAUAAAAUUGCUUUUAUUUUCUAUUUUCUACUUUC
This is a messenger RNA of Megalops cyprinoides (Indo-Pacific tarpon), 2926 nucleotides long. RefSeq names its product WD repeat and FYVE domain containing 2 (gene wdfy2). Gene Ontology annotation, molecular function: metal ion binding; protein binding. The transcript is spliced from 12 exons. The coding region runs from base 160 to 1362 and encodes 400 amino acids. The record is from RefSeq and is a predicted model, not a curated record. NCBI's taxonomy places the organism in Eukaryota, Metazoa, Chordata, Actinopteri, Elopiformes, Megalopidae.